AUGUCUACGAUGCAGUGCGCAUAUGCCAUCCUCUUGUUCACGGCGGGCCAGGCCCCGACGAUGGAUCGCUUAGUUAUAACGAGUUUUGGCGCCGAUGCUCAUUACGGUGUCUACGCGCCGCUUCCGACCGGCCAUUUCCCCGUGCCUUAUGAUGCCUCAGGCAUCUACACGACCAGGAGCGAGGUCAAGGGACCCGGCACCUAUAACAAGUACUACUGCACAGAGGACUUGAACUCAGCGACACUGGUGCAGAGGCUUGUUGCCGGCCUCACACCCCUGCCAGCCAGCAACCAUUACUUCUUCGGCACGUCGCCUGAAGAGCUCGAGGCCUGCGAGGAAGCCAUCCCGGAGCCGGAGGAUCCAGACGCAGCGCCGCCUGCCAUGUCUCAAGUUAUGCAGACACCGGCGUGUACUGCGCGUGUCCUCGCGGGCCUGGCGCGGGCAGGACGCCUUUCCAUCAUCGGCCCGCACGACGCCUUCGCCCCGCCGGCCAGCGCCGCGCCCCGAACAAUUCACGCCGACACGCCAGUGCCGAUGGUUGAUCUCAUAGACGCCAAUCACGCCUUCCGGCGCUGGGGCGCGAACCGUAUCCGCGCGUUCGCCUGGUACCAAGGCCAUCUACAACUCUUCGCCAAAUGCCCGGAUCAGGAUGUUUGGUAUCUAUACCAGGGCAUCGGUAACGAGACGCGCGGCGCCGACCACAUCUCAAAAUUCGUGAGAGAAAUCAAUUUUGACUACGGCUACUCCUCCAAACUCCUCCGCGUCGGCGAGGAUCCCCAUCAACCCGGCGAGGCCAACGAAACCUCCAUCCAUUACAAAGAAACAAACACUUUGUGGGAUGCUCUCAGACCAUCAUCUCUGUGGGGCGUCGUAGGUAGGUGGGAAGAUUGUGAUAUCAAGGACACAGACUACUACUUUUCCUGA
This is a messenger RNA of Blumeria graminis f. sp. triticale, 924 nucleotides long. NCBI's taxonomy places the organism in Eukaryota, Fungi, Ascomycota, Leotiomycetes, Helotiales, Erysiphaceae. The record is from the annotation of a GenBank genome assembly.